UACGGAAAUCACUGGAAGACCGGAACACACUGGUACUGUGCCAAAAGACUUUUUGCCCGGGGUGGUUUUCCAUAAGAAGAAAGACAAGCCUCCAGCAUUAAUGGAUGGCAAGUUUAUGUUAGAAUUCUUGAAAACCACCUUGGUGCCGAUCGAUAGACGCCACUCCGAACAAGUCUACUAUUAUCCACCGAUGGUAUUAGUUUCGCCGUGGCCUAUAGUUCUGGGGUGUUCAUAUAAUUCUCAAUGCAUUGCUAAAUGA
Paraglomus brasilianum is the source of this 259-nucleotide messenger RNA. The record is from the annotation of a GenBank genome assembly. NCBI's taxonomy places the organism in Eukaryota, Fungi, Glomeromycota, Glomeromycetes, Paraglomerales, Paraglomeraceae.